UAGUAUCGCGGUCAAAAACGCCGUCGACGUCGCUGCCACAAUCGCCACUGCCGCCUCCGUCGCCGCUGGUCAGUGUCUUUUAGGUAGCCGCAACGCAUACGAUGAACGCUUCGCGGUCGGUCGCGGGUUCGUUGGCGUCCGUUCUUGGGUUCGCGCUUAUGCUCAUCGCCGUGGCCGUGGCUGAGUCCGUUCCAGUCGCGCACGACAACGUAGCCGCACUGCAGACAACAAAGACCGCCGUGCCGGCCGAAGGUCGUGGACACUUCAAGAAGAUGAUGUUGAACCCGUACAUGCUGAUACCGCAGCUGAUCGCACUGGGCUUCACGCCGAUAGUUCUGGCCAACCUCAAAAUGAUGGUCAUGUCAGCGCUAAUGAUCAACAACAUGGCCCUGAACGCAGCCAUUUUCAUGACCAUCCGCAACAUGGUAUUCGGCCCGCGGCCCAAGGUCAAGUACGUCAACCACGGUUAUCACGAACACCAACAUCAUCAUAAUCAUCGCCAAGAAGACGGCGAUCGUCAGCACUACCACAAUGAGAGACAGAGUGAGCAGCAGCCACCGUCACUGAAACGCCACACGCCGUCGGAAGGGACACAAAAGGGUACAGACCAACGCCGCAAGAGGACGGAUACAGCCAUCGCUGCUUCGUUGCGACGACCGGCGCCACCACCACCACUACUGAGGCACAGGGUUUAAAAAAAAAAACAAUAACAUUUUUUUUACGCGCCUUUUAAUUUAUAUUAUUCUGUAAACACCGACUAGUCCACUUAAUCAAUUAAGUUAUUUAAUUUGCAUUUUUAUUCGUACGGUCGAAUCAAAGCCCCCAAGUCAACCUAGGUGUCAUAUAACAUGUAAGUACUAUGUACUAAAAGUCACAAUAAGUACCAGAUUCCAAUGAAAAUCGCUAAACAUAUAAUUAAUCAAUAGCCAGUCCCUAUUUUUGUGUGCAUUAGCAAAUGACAAAUAGACAAAAGAAAGUUUAUGUUUACUAGUUACAACCCUUAAAAGAUGUUUGUCUACUGUCUAGUAGCAAAAUUUAAAAAAAGAUAUGGACUAGCCAGUUAUAUUAUAUGGUCCCUUUUAAACAUGAUUUAAUGACUCAUUAAAUUUAAAUAAACCAUAAAAUGAUUAAAGUUUUUUAUACAAUUCGUCUAUUGUAUAGGUAUAAUAUUUACGUACGCAAAUACAUGACCAAGUAUAAAGUGCCAAAAUGGUAUACCUACGUCCUACAAUGUUCCGUGAAGAUUCACUUGUAAAAAAUGUUGAAUGGACGUAUUUAAACUUUACAUUAUCCUAAAUUUGCUUCAGAAGUGUGUUCAUGGUGGGAGGGGUAUCAUAUCCCCGCUUUGAGUUAUUUUUGUAUAUUUACUUCUCAUAAUUUAUUAUUAAAAUAAAAAUUCAUGUUUUUAUACUU
Rhopalosiphum maidis (corn leaf aphid) is the source of this 1413-nucleotide messenger RNA. RefSeq lists its product as uncharacterized. Lineage: Eukaryota; Metazoa; Arthropoda; Insecta; Hemiptera; Aphididae. The transcript has a single exon. The coding region runs from base 102 to 695 and encodes 197 amino acids. The record is from RefSeq and is a predicted model, not a curated record.